Homo sapiens (human) is the source of this 2518-nucleotide messenger RNA. RefSeq names its product transketolase like 1 (gene TKTL1). The transcript is spliced from 13 exons. Gene Ontology annotation, cellular component: cytoplasm. The record is from RefSeq and is marked reviewed. Lineage: Eukaryota; Metazoa; Chordata; Mammalia; Primates; Hominidae. The coding region runs from base 66 to 1856 and encodes 596 amino acids. Gene Ontology annotation, molecular function: transketolase or transaldolase activity; transketolase activity.
GCCAUUCGCUCUUCAGACGCCGGAGACGUAGGAGUGGGUCUUCAGACUCCAAAGGGGUUGGACUAAUGGCGGAUGCUGAGGCGAGGGCUGAGUUCCCGGAGGAGGCCAGACCUGACAGGGGCACCUUGCAGGUGUUGCAAGAUAUGGCCAGCCGCUUGCGAAUCCAUUCCAUCAGGGCCACAUGCUCCACGAGCUCCGGCCACCCUACAUCAUGUAGCAGUUCUUCUGAGAUCAUGUCUGUGCUGUUCUUCUACAUCAUGAGGUACAAGCAGUCAGAUCCAGAGAAUCCGGACAACGACCGAUUUGUCCUCGCAAAGAGACUGUCGUUUGUGGAUGUGGCAACAGGAUGGCUCGGACAAGGACUGGGAGUUGCAUGUGGAAUGGCAUAUACUGGCAAGUACUUCGACAGGGCCAGCUACCGGGUGUUCUGCCUCAUGAGUGAUGGCGAGUCCUCAGAAGGCUCUGUCUGGGAGGCAAUGGCCUUUGCUUCCUACUACAGUCUGGACAAUCUUGUGGCAAUCUUUGAUGUGAACCGCCUGGGACACAGUGGUGCAUUGCCCGCCGAGCACUGCAUAAACAUCUAUCAGAGGCGCUGCGAAGCCUUUGGGUGGAACACUUAUGUGGUGGACGGCCGGGACGUGGAGGCACUGUGCCAGGUAUUCUGGCAGGCUUCUCAGGUGAAGCACAAGCCCACUGCUGUGGUGGCCAAGACCUUCAAGGGCCGGGGCACCCCAAGUAUUGAGGAUGCAGAAAGUUGGCAUGCAAAGCCAAUGCCGAGAGAAAGAGCAGAUGCCAUUAUCAAAUUAAUUGAGAGCCAGAUACAGACCAGCAGGAAUCUUGACCCACAGCCCCCCAUUGAGGACUCACCUGAAGUCAACAUCACAGAUGUAAGGAUGACCUCUCCACCUGAUUACAGAGUUGGUGACAAGAUAGCUACUCGGAAAGCAUGCGGUCUGGCUCUGGCUAAGCUGGGCUACGCGAACAACAGAGUCGUUGUGCUGGAUGGUGACACCAGGUACUCUACUUUCUCUGAGAUAUUCAACAAGGAGUACCCUGAGCGCUUCAUCGAGUGCUUUAUGGCUGAACAAAACAUGGUGAGCGUGGCUCUGGGCUGUGCCUCCCGUGGACGGACCAUUGCUUUUGCUAGCACCUUUGCUGCCUUUCUGACUCGAGCAUUUGAUCACAUCCGGAUAGGAGGCCUCGCUGAGAGCAACAUCAACAUUAUUGGUUCCCACUGUGGGGUAUCUGUUGGUGACGAUGGUGCUUCCCAGAUGGCCCUGGAGGAUAUAGCCAUGUUCCGAACCAUUCCCAAGUGCACGAUCUUCUACCCAACUGAUGCCGUCUCCACGGAGCAUGCUGUUGCUCUGGCAGCCAAUGCCAAGGGGAUGUGCUUCAUUCGGACCACCCGACCAGAAACUAUGGUUAUUUACACCCCACAAGAACGCUUUGAGAUCGGACAGGCCAAGGUCCUCCGCCACUGUGUCAGUGACAAGGUCACAGUUAUUGGAGCUGGAAUUACUGUGUAUGAAGCCUUAGCAGCUGCUGAUGAGCUUUCGAAACAAGAUAUUUUUAUCCGUGUCAUCGACCUGUUUACCAUUAAACCUCUGGAUGUCGCCACCAUCGUCUCCAGUGCAAAAGCCACAGAGGGCCGGAUCAUUACAGUGGAGGAUCACUACCCGCAAGGUGGCAUCGGGGAAGCUGUCUGCGCAGCCGUCUCCAUGGAUCCUGACAUUCAGGUUCAUUCGCUGGCAGUGUCGGGAGUGCCCCAGAGUGGGAAGUCCGAGGAAUUGCUGGAUAUGUAUGGAAUUAGUGCCAGACAUAUCAUAGUGGCCGUGAAAUGCAUGUUGCUGAACUAAAAUAGCUGUUAGCUUUGGUCUUUUGGCCUCUUUACCCUGUGUUUAUGUUUGUUCCAAAACCAUCAUUUAAAUCUCUACUGUCACAUUUUGUUUCUUAAAAGCAAAGCCAGCUAACACCUUCAUUCAUCCCUAGUUCGGAAAUUCAAGCUAACUACUUACCCUUUAAACUGUCACUGCAUAUGCAAGUACCGCUCUAAUUUUUGGAUCAUUAAAGGGAGUUACACAACUUUUAAGUGAAAAAAAUAGGUAACAAAACAACCACCUGAUAGUAAGUUUUCUGAUAAGACUAUAGAUAAGUGGUAGAGGUAAUCAAUUCUUCCGAAGUGUUUCCUUCGUGAAUAACUGGUAGAGGUAAUAGUUUUUUCAAUGUAUUUCCUUCAUGAGUAAAGAAAAUGUGGAUUGAAGUAUAGAUUCCAGUAGCCUAGUUUCCACAGCACGAUAACACCAUGACGCCUACUGCUGUUCCCACCUUGGGAUUCUGUGUGCUGCCAUCCCACCUGCAGCUGCCCUGGAAUUCCCUUCGCUGUUUGCCUUCAUCUCCCUCCACGUUUGAGAGGCUGUCAGGCAGCAGCGAAAGCUUGUUAGGAUGUCCUGUGCUGCUUGUGAUGAGAGCCUCCACACUGUACUGUUCAAGUCAAUGUUAAUAAAGCAUUUCAAAACCA